CCGGCAAAAUGUCGGCCACUCAAUUCAAGAACUUUCUCUAUGCAUUUUGUGGAAAACGUAAAACUAGUCCUAUUUAUACGGAAAGACCUUCUACUCAAGGAACUUUCAAAUUCCAGGUUCAAAUAGAUGGAUUUGAUUAUGUGGGCCUUGGAAGUGCAACCAACAAGAAAGAUGCUGAAACUAAUGCUGCUAAGGAUUUCUGUGGUUUUCUCAUCGGAGCUGGAAUUAUUCCUCCAGAUUCAUUUCCAGAUGAUUUAUUUGGAGAAGGACCCUCGGCACCAUCAGCCUCCAUGCUAUCUCAACAGCAGCUUCCAUCAUCUGUAGCACCAGCUCCUUCUACACAGCUAAUGUCGAAUCAAAACCAACAGCCACAACCAGCUCAUGGGAAACCUUUUCUGUCACAACCACCACCACUUAUGACGCAGCAAGGUGGAACAGCACCUGGUACAAGCCAAAUGGAUGGUUGGAGCGGAGCUGGCCAAAGGGAUUACCACUACAGCAUGUAUAAUAAAAGGACAUUUGAAGAGGCUGAAGAUGUGGAUCUCAACGCUCAUCUUCAUGGAAACUGGACAUUAGCUAAUGCAAAGUCUCGGCUGCAUCAGUAUCUACAGCAGAACAGAAUUCCUGCUGAUUUCAAAUACUCUGCUGGAGGUCCAGACCACAAUAGACAUUUUGUUGCUGAAUUAUCCAUUUUUGUGAAGUCUCGCCAAAGGACUAUUAGUGCACGUGAACAUGCUUCCACCAAGAAACAAGCUGCCCAGAACACCUCUCUCAGUCUUGUUCGACAAUUGUUUCAUAUGGGAGUGUUGGAAGCUGCUGAACCAGGUCAAGUUCAACCAAAGAGAGCAAAAAUUGAUGAGAUUGAACCUUAUGAUGUUGCUAUCAGUCCUGAGAUGGAACAGCAAGUGUCAGAUCUGCUUCAAAGACUUGAGAUUCAAGCAGUUACUCAGCCCCAGGAGCCAAGCCAAGCUGUUUCCCUAGUCCUUCCCCCUGGAAUGGUCAAAUUUCAAGAGACAAACCCUGAACCGAGUUCUGGAAUAGUGGAAUGGACUCAACCACAUAUGAACUGGAAUCCAUGGAUAAACCAGCCUAUGAUUAUAGAAGGAGCUGAAGAGUAUCAAGAACCCAUUCCAACCAGUCAGGAUUACCUAAAGGAAUACAGAGAGAAACAUCAAAAUGUUGAUGCGUAUAAACAGAUGUUGGACCAGCGAAGUCAACUUCCUGUGUUCCAGUACAAGUCUGCACUGAUUGAGGCAAUCAGAACAAACAGAGUUGUUGUUAUUAAGGGUGCAACAGGUUGUGGAAAAACAACUCAGGUUCCACAGUACAUUCUUGAUGAGUACAUUGAGACAGGGUAUGGUGCCGAGUGUUGUAUUGUAGUCACUCAGCCCCGGCGUAUCAGUGCUGUAAGUGUGGCUGAAAGAGUGGCGAGUGAAAGAGCUGAGAUACUGGGCACCAGUGUAGGAUAUUCAGUCAGGUUUGAUACUAUUCUUCCCAGAAGCCAUGCCUCCAUGCUGUUCUGCACAGUUGGUGUUCUUCUCAGGAAGCUUGAAAACGGUCUUCAUGGAAUUUCUCAUGUGGUUGUGGAUGAGAUACAUGAGCGAGAUAUAAAUACCGAUUUUGUGUUGGUCAUUUUACGUGACAUGAUCCAAGCGUACCCAAACCUCAGAGUUGUCCUCAUGUCUGCCACAAUUGACACCCAGAUGUUUACAGAAUAUUUUGGUAACUGUCCCAUUGUGGAAAUAGAAGGAAGAUCAUUUCCAGUUCAAGAAUAUUACCUUGAAGAUGUAAUCCAAAUGUUAAAUUUUGUCCCACCACUUCCUGAGAAAAAGAAAAAGAGAGAUGAUGUGGACGAUGACGAAGAGAACUGUAACUUGACUUGCAGUGGCGACUACUCGUUCCAAACUAAGAACGCGCUGGCACAACUAAGUGAAAAAGAAAUGUCUUUUGAACUUGUAGAGGCUUUGUUGAACUACAUAUCCGGUCUGAAUAUUCCUGGAGCUGUCCUCGUAUUCCUUCCAGGGUGGAACUUGAUUUUCAAACUUCACAAGCACCUGAAGAUGCAUCCACAGUUCGGUAAGGCCAAGACAUGUUACAUAUUGAAUAAGCAUCCUACGUAAUUAUUGCGCCGGUGUGUUGACCUUGUCGCAUAAAAGGCUGGUUCUUCUCCUUUGCAGAUAAUUCUUUCUACAAACAUCGCUGAGACAAGUAUUACAAUUGAUGAUGUUGUUUUUGUCAUUGAUUCAGUUAAAGCCAAAGUGAAAUUAUUUACCUCACACAACAACAUGACAAAUUACGCCACUGUAUGGGCAUCGAGAACCAACAUGGAACAAAGGCGAGGUCGAGCAGGCAGAGUCAAGCCAGGCUUCGCUUUCCAUCUUUGCAGCAGAACGAGAGCUUCAAGACUCGCUGAACACGCCACACCGGAGAUUUUGCGCACACCGCUUCACGAGCUGGCCCUCACUAUCAAAUUUCUAAAACUCGGAGAUAUCAGAGAGUUUUUGAACAAAGCCAUCGAGCCGCCCCCGCUUGAUGCUGUGGCAGAGUCCAUUGCACUGUUGAAAGACAUGGAGGCUUUGGAUGGAAACUUGAAUCUCACCCCCCUUGGUUACCUUCUGGCGAAGUUACCCAUUGAACCACGGCUUGGCAAGAUGAUCAUUCUUGGAUGCAUCUUUUACUGUGGAGAUGCCAUGUGCACUAUUGCUGCCAGCACCAGUUUCCCUGAACCGUUCGAAACACCAACUGACCAAAGGAGACUGGGUUGGGUACAUAAACAGUUUUCUGGGUCACGUCAUAGCGACCACAUUGCGUUACUCAGCGCAUAUCAGGCCUGGGAGGAUGCCAGGUCAGUGGAAGAUGAAUCUGCUGAGUAUCAGUUUUGCGAGAGUCGUCAGUUGAACAUGUCAACUCUUCGCAUGACAUCGGAGGCCAAGCUUCAACUGAAAGAUCUCCUUUGUAAUGCUGGUUUUCCAGAUGAAUGUAUGCAUCCACAGCCGUUUAAUUACAGCGGUCCAGACUCCAAGCUGGACAUGGUCGUGGCUUUGUUGUGCUUGGGUAUGUAUCCUAAUGUCUGCGUACACCGAGGGAAACGAAAAGUACUAACAACAGAAGGGAAAGCCGCGCUCAUCCACAAGUCAUCUGUAAACUGCUCCAACAGGGAACAGACUUUCCCGUCUCCGUUCUUUGUGUUUGGAGAGAAGAUUCGUACCCGCGCUGUAUCGUGUAAACAGAUGACCAUGGUUAAUCCUCUACAACUGCUCAUGUUUAGUCAGAGUAAAGUAGACUCUGAGAAUGGAAUUGUCAAAAUGGACGACUGGUUACAGUUUCGAUUUGCUCACCGUCAAGCCGCCAUGAUCGUAGCCCUGCGCCAAGCGCUUGACUUCCUAUUGGUUCGCGCUGCCACUAAUCCAGCCACAAUAGCUGAACCGAGUCAUGAAGAUGAGAGAAUACUGCAUGUUAUUAAGGCCUUGUCAAGAGCUAAUGCUGGAAGCUUUAACGUGAGCCGCGGUGGGGGCCAAUUUCAACCGAGAGGAGGACCAAUACCGGGGUUGAUGCACCGAGGUGGACGUGGUGGACCCCCACCAAGGCGUGGCUAUCAAGGUCCUCGGCAUUACCGCGGCAAUCAUCAAGGGGGUGGAUUCCGCGGCGGGGGCAAUUUCCGAGGGAGACCCCAGCGGGGAGGCUUUCGCGGAUUUCGCGGCGGACAAUAUUAAAUAAUACGUUAGGCUUACUGCUUACAGUGGAACAGAGGAGUCUGUGAAAAUCUCGGUAAUAAUUUGGUUUUAACUCACCAGGGAAUACCAAGGCGUUAUAAAGUAGCUGACAGAAUCACCAAAAAAAAUAAGGUAGACUUGGAAAAUUUCACACUCGUUUACCUUGUAUUCAAAAUUGCUGCUUUCCAGAGGAAAUAGUUUAUCAUAACUUAAACACGAAGGCGCGCUAUAAAAGGAGCGUUAGGUCCCACUGGACCAUUUGUCAAUCAACCGUCGUGUGCUG
Stylophora pistillata is the source of this 3996-nucleotide messenger RNA. RefSeq names its product ATP-dependent RNA helicase A protein-like. Gene Ontology annotation, biological process: regulation of mRNA processing; positive regulation of transcription by RNA polymerase II. Gene Ontology annotation, molecular function: RNA helicase activity; ATP binding; double-stranded RNA binding. Lineage: Eukaryota; Metazoa; Cnidaria; Anthozoa; Scleractinia; Pocilloporidae. Gene Ontology annotation, cellular component: ribonucleoprotein complex; intracellular anatomical structure; nucleolus. The record is from RefSeq and is a predicted model, not a curated record.